Molecule: messenger RNA, 1197 nt
Organism: Endocarpon pusillum Z07020
Lineage: Eukaryota; Fungi; Ascomycota; Eurotiomycetes; Verrucariales; Verrucariaceae
Product: Actin
Exons: 4
Coding region: 1-1197 (398 amino acids)
Source: RefSeq, a predicted model, not a curated record
AUGGUUGGAAUGGGACAAAAAGACUCUUACGUCGGGCACGAAGCUCAAGUAAAACGAGGAAUAUUGACACUGAGAAACCCUGUCCAACACACGGUAGUCACUAACUGGGACGACAUGGAAAAGCUUUGGCACCAUACUUUCUACAAUGAACUCAGGGUUGCGCCAGAGGAACAUCCUGUUCUCAUGACAGAUGCUCCCCUCACGCCCGCCAGCAAUAGAGAGAGAAUGACCCAAAUUGUGUUCGAGGCUUUCAAUAGCCCUGCCUACUAUGUCUCAGUCGCUGCAGUUCUUGCACUUUAUGCCAGUGGCCUCACAACCGGCCUUGUUAUCGACGCAGGAGAGAAAACUACUCACGUGGUGCCAGUUUACGAGGGUUUUAUGUUACCUCAUGCGGUCAGCCGAGUCGAUCUUGCUGGGCGGGAUCUUACCGAUUAUUUGAUGUGGAUCUUAGCAGAAAGAGGCUAUCCUUUCUCCACUACGGCUGAACGCAUGAUCGUUCAAGACAUCAAAGAGAAAUUGUGCUAUACCGCAUUGGACUUCGAGCAGGAGGUUGUUACCACAGCUGGGGGAGCCAAUGAACCGGAUGUUAGCCGCCGUUCCUCCAUACAAUCCAACUCAAGUGGCCUAAGCGGGACAUCCAUGAAUAGCGCCUCAUCGGAUUACUCAGCAGCGACGGUUACGAGUGAGGUCUCGGAUCAUGCGUCUUUCAACGAUCUUUACACGGAAGUUCGACCGAUAAUUCGAUUCGAGCGUCCUACCGCAAGAGCUGGAAACCUAGAGAAGUCGUAUGAAUUGCCAGAUGGCCAGGUUAUUACUAUCGGCAACGAGCGCUUCAGAGCACCAGAAGCGCUAUUCCAACCUUCGCUCGUGGGUCUCGAGUCUGUUGGACUGCAUGUGGCCGCGUUCAGUUCGAUUGUCAAAUGUGACCGCGACAUAAGAAGAGAACUAUAUGGGAACAUUGUGCUGGCUGGAGGAAGCACCAUGUACCCUGGUUUCGGCGACAGGAUGCAAAAAGAGAUGACAGUAUUAGCACCUGGCGGGAUGAGGGUGAAGAUCAUUGCGCCACCCGAGAGGAAAUACUCUGUUUGGCUUGGGGCCUCGAUCCUCGCAUCGCUAUCGAGCUUCGAACAAAUGUGGGUGUCCAAACAAGAUUAUGAUGAAUCUGGGCCAUCUAUCGUGCACCGGAAAUGUUUUUGA